Messenger RNA from Ornithodoros turicata, 681 nucleotides. RefSeq lists its product as uncharacterized. The record is from RefSeq and is a predicted model, not a curated record. Bases 110 to 523 code for a protein of 137 amino acids. Lineage: Eukaryota; Metazoa; Arthropoda; Arachnida; Ixodida; Argasidae. The transcript has 3 exons.
AACCAUGUUCCUGCCGCGUGUUAAUUAGUUUGCUAUAAAAGAUCCCGCACUCCUUUCUGGGACACCACUCAGAAGGUAGCCUUCGCUGUUUUCGUCAGGUCCUGUGACAAUGUUGAAGCUGUCCCUUGUUCUCCUGGGCGUCUGCGCCAGCCUUGCCUAUGGUCUUGGGGUUGGCUAUGGCGGCGGCCUUGGCGGCGGCCUUGGUGGCUAUGGCGGCGGCCUAGGUGUUGGAGGCGGCAGUUAUGGUCACAGUGCCGGAGCUCAGCAGGGAGGAUUCCAAUCUGGCGCUGCUGGUCACCAGCAAGGAAGCGGUGGCUUCGCAGCCGGUGGUUCCCACAAGAACGUCCAGGGCUACAGCGACUCUACCGGCUACCGCCACAGCUCUGGCUUCAACUCGGCUGACAGCAACCGCUACGGAGCUGGCCACAGCCAGGGAUCCAGUGGUUUCAACCAAGGAGCUGCCGGUGCAGGUGGUGCCUACGGGUCUCAGGGCUACGGCAACCAGUUCGGACACUUGGGCUAAAUAGGUUGUGCGAAACUCGGACCGAACAAGAAACAAGGAUCCCAUAUAUGUGAAGAUGAGCUGGAAUCAUGGAAUGGAUGACACCCCAUUGUAUUAGUACCCCCAACCACUUUUGUACAAAAACCGUGCAAUAAAGCAUUUUGAUAUUUCAUUAAGUA